AUGAGCACCAACACGUCCUUGAUCGCUCACAAUGCGUCCUUCGAAGCGCUUCUGUCGCUCAUUCCUGCUAAAUUAUACUUGCGAGAGGAGCAUGCUACAGAGAUGGAAGAUCUCUCUGGGCUGAGCAAGAAGCAGCGUAAGAAGCGUCAGGCAGAGCUGGCAGAGGAGAGCAAACAGGUCAAAAGAGCAGCAAAGAUGAGCAGGUUCGAUCCUGAAGCGCCAAGGACGGUACUCGAGAUCAAGGCGGCUCGAGCGGCGGAAGCAGCGCAAAAUGAGCCGACAGGAUCCGGCAAGGGCAAGGAACGAGAACUUGCAGACGCGGACGCGGACGAGCUAGCCGAGCAGCCCUCACAUGCCGAUCUCAAAGCUAAGCUCGCCAGAAAGGUCGCCUCACUACAACAACAAGCAAAAUCCAAUGGGCACGCGCAAGCUGACAAUGACGACGACGACGAUGAUGACGAAGCUGGCUCAGCCAAGUCUUCUGCUUCCGACGUUGACGAGGAUGACGAUGAAGCGACGGCGCUGAGUGAGGCUACGUCUCGUGAAGCUCUGCUUGCCGAACGCAGAAGGCGUGGCGAGAUGCGCGAUCGCCGACGGCGCGAACGAAAGGAGCAGAGACGCGCAGAGGCCGCCGCAAAGGAAGCUGCUCAAUCCCGCAAGGGAUUCCGUACACAGGCCGUCAACGGCAAGCAAUCUAUCGCUUCAAUGGGCAAUCGGUCAAAGCCGAACGCUCAGAAAGCCAUACGUACUGCAGAAGCGCAAGCGGAUGAGCCUGUACCGAAAAAGCAACGCAUCGACCUCACGCCGUCCUCGCAGACCAUCGUACCCGCGCCAGUGGUCAAGGCAGACACGGGACUAUCGUUCUCCCAUCUCGACUUUACUCCUUCUACCUCAGUCAAGCCGGUAGACAUCAUCCAGAAGCAUGGCAAUAGCAAAUCCAAGCAGAACGCCAGCAAACAUACGCGGCGCGAGACGAAAGAUCCCGCGCAGGCCUUGGAAGCCCUCGAAGCGCGAUCACAUUUCUUGUCCAAGUUGACCCCGCAAGCUCGAGAGCGAGCAGAGGAGAAGGACAAGUGGGAAGCGAUACAGCGCAAGGCAGAGGGUGGUAAGGUACUCGAUGAGGAAGCCAGGCUGCGCAAGAUGGUCAAGCGCAAGGAUAAGGAGAAGCAGAAGAGCCGCAAGGCCUGGGCCGAUCGCGAAGAGCAGCUCGCUACUAGCCAGGCUGGUCGCGCCAAAGCAAGGUCGGACAAUAUUGCUCAGCGCGCGCAGAGUAUCAAGGACAAGAAGAUGGGCAUCAAGAAGAGCAGCUUGCCCAAGAAACCGCGGAAAGCAGGUCGACCCGGUUUUGAGGGCCAGGGCAGCAGUCGCAAGUCUGGUCCUGCGAGCAAACCAGAGGGAAAGGUUCGCAGCUCGAAGCAUAAGCGGGGCUAG
Messenger RNA from Mixia osmundae IAM 14324, 1431 nucleotides. RefSeq lists its product as uncharacterized. Gene Ontology annotation, cellular component: nucleolus. NCBI's taxonomy places the organism in Eukaryota, Fungi, Basidiomycota, Mixiomycetes, Mixiales, Mixiaceae. The coding region runs from base 1 to 1431 and encodes 476 amino acids. Gene Ontology annotation, molecular function: RNA binding; DNA binding. Gene Ontology annotation, biological process: ribosomal large subunit biogenesis; ribosomal small subunit biogenesis. The transcript has 5 exons. The record is from RefSeq and is a predicted model, not a curated record.